AUGGCUUAUCGAGGUGAGCGUUUUCUCCUAGACUUGGACGAGGAGGACACCAGUCCUCCUGAGAACCCAGUUCCUUCUCCCUUUUCUCUUAUUGGAGAGAUUUUGGAGCGAGACCCGGCCCCAGCUGCACCGCCAGCUCCCACUCCCACCGCUUCUUCCACCGGCUUCCCCGCCCACCGACGACGCAACAAGCCCUCUUCCUUCAAGCAAAGACGAGCAGAGCAAGCAGCUCAGGCCCCCGAACCGAGUCAACCGAUUCAGUCAAAUGAUACCGUACCACCAACUACCCAAGAUGAAAAGACAUCAAUCGCCGAGGAGAACAGCAGGCAUCUGGCAUCCAUGUCGGAUGCGCAGAUUGAGCGAGAGCGAGAAGAAUUGAUGGGCUCAAUAGACCCGGGGCUGUUAGAACGCUUUCUCCGACGAGCCAAAAUUGAAGAUCAUGAUGACGAUUGGUCCAAGGAAACACAGAAGAAGCCAGCGGCUGAGCCAAUGCCAAAUGAAUCGGCGCCGUCAAAAUCGAAGAAGGCCGUCUCCUUCGAUAUCCCGGCUCCUGCUACGCAGCCUACGCCCAAGAAAAAUCCAGAACCUAUCACAAAUCAGCGACCAACUGCCUCUAAGCCUCCAACCAAUGAUGAUCUUCCUCCCUCUAAAAUCCCUUCAGACCUUCUCCCGGCAUCCGAACGCCCAAAUCUAGACCCCGCCAUGAUCGAAACCUUCCACUUCCCCCAGCCAAAGAAACCGAUGCCAACACUUGAUCCCAACGACCCGAAUUUCCUUGCAGACAUGCAGUCUCAUUACUUCCCCGAAAUGUCUCACGAUCCUGCUGGGCUCUCAUGGCUCCAACCUCCUUCUGCCGAUGCAGAAGACCCAGACUCCACCUCACCCUAUCACCCCUCCAGCAACGCCAUGGCUAUACACCCAUCUGGAAUUAGAUUCUCACUACGUGGCUCACUUAUUGCUCCCAACACAUCUCUUUCCCUCCCAACUACCCUUGGUCUCCACCACCAUGGCCAAGAUCCGCACGCAGCCGGUUAUACCAUCCCGGAGCUGGCGAUUCUGUCCCGCUCGACGUUCCCUGCUCAACGAUGUGUUGCAUGGCAGGUAAUCGGCCGGAUCCUGUUCCGCCUUGGUCGUGCAGAGUUUGGUGAUCGUGGUGGCCAGCUGUCGGAGGGAUUGUGGCAUGUGAUUGAGAAGGAAGGUGUUGUGGCAGGCAUGUUAGCUGAAGCUGAGGGUGCGUCCGGCCAGUUCCCCAGCAUGCAUUCACGUACCAGCAAGGAUGGCGAGGAUAAGAAAAAUGACCAGGCUGAAGAAGCGAAUAUGCCUAUUGCAUCUGGAAUUGGACGUCAUGCUAGUGCUUCUGCGUGGGCCGUUGAGGGCGUGUGGCUAUGGCAGAAGGGAGGUGGCAGUGAUCGCGGAUUGCUGAAGGAGGGUCAGAUUCGAUCUCAAUAG
This is a messenger RNA of Penicillium verhagenii, 1449 nucleotides long. Its product is annotated as RPAP1 family protein. Gene Ontology annotation, cellular component: nucleus. The record is from RefSeq and is a predicted model, not a curated record. The transcript has a single exon. Gene Ontology annotation, biological process: transcription by RNA polymerase II. Lineage: Eukaryota; Fungi; Ascomycota; Eurotiomycetes; Eurotiales; Aspergillaceae. The coding region runs from base 1 to 1449 and encodes 482 amino acids.